Manis pentadactyla (Chinese pangolin) is the source of this 2336-nucleotide messenger RNA. RefSeq names its product EDAR associated via death domain (gene EDARADD). The record is from RefSeq and is a predicted model, not a curated record. Gene Ontology annotation, molecular function: protein binding. Bases 104 to 766 code for a protein of 220 amino acids. NCBI's taxonomy places the organism in Eukaryota, Metazoa, Chordata, Mammalia, Pholidota, Manidae. Gene Ontology annotation, biological process: signal transduction. The transcript has 7 exons.
ACCGGCGGCCGGAGGGGGCGCGGCGCGGGCGGGCGGCGCUGCGGGCUGCGCUCCCCGCCCCCGCGCUCUCGGCCCGGUCCCGGAGGCCGCGCCACCCGCCCGCAUGGCUUCUCCGGACGACCCUGCGCGCGCAGAUCUUAUGGCAAAGGAGCCAGUGGAAGAUACAGACCCUAGCACUUUAUCCUUUAACACGUCAGACAAAUACCCCAUUCAAGAUACGGGACUCCCUAAAGCUGAAGAGUGUGAUCCAGUUACUUUGAACUGCCCAACAAAUUCUGAUGUGCAACACCAGAUAUUGGGUGGUAUCUGCCUCAGAUGUGCUGAUCACCACAAUUCAGGAGAAGAAAAUGGCUUUCCGGAUAGUACUGGAGAUCCCCUUUCAGAUGUAGGCAAGGACCAGUCCUGCACAGAGAACUGUACCUGCUCCUCCUGCUUGCUCCAGGCCCCCACCAUAAGUGACUUGCUCAAUGAUCAGGACUUACUAGAUGUGAUCAAGAUAAAGCUGGAUCCAUGUCACCCAACAGUAAAAAACUGGAGGAAUUUUGCAAGCAAGUGGGGCAUGCCCUAUGACGAACUGUGUUUCCUGGAGCAGAGGCCCCAGAGCCCCACCUUGGAGUUCUUGCUCCGGAACAACCAGAGGACAGUGGGUCAGCUGAUGGAGCUCUGCAGGCUAUACCACCGGGCUGACGUGGAGAAGGUCCUGCGCAGGUGGGUGGAGGAGGAGUGGCCCAAGCGGGGGCGUGGAGACCACCCCAGGAACUUCUAGCCCUCAGCUUCUUCCCGUUGGCCUCCUAGGACCUUGAAGCAACCACAGGUGAAGGAGGAAUGUGAAUCUGUUCUCUUUUAAAAGUUUAGGAUAAGAACAGGGAAGAGCAGACUUUCGUUUUUCCCAAAGCUGGUGGUUUUCUGGAGGGAUUUUGUUUUGGUGGUGGAUUUUUCUGUGUCUAGUAUUGCACAUCUGUUUCAACUUAAUAUUUGCGUCUGGAAUUGGGAAAAAUAUUUUGUAGACUCAUAGAGAGACCAGGACAAAAGCCUACAAUCAGAAUGGAUUCAUGCCUUGAUGAAAAUAAAAUUAUCCUUUCUCUUAAAUACUGCUGAAGACUGAAAUAGGGACUAAGAUUAUUGAUGGCCUCAAGGAAUCCUCAUGCACAGGGUUGUUGAUGGUCAACGGCACUCCCACAGCACAGAAGAAGCAACCUGGAGAAGCCACCCCUUUUGAUCUGUGUGCUCAUUUUUUUGUCCUAAAGUACUUAGUCAUUAAAAAAGCUGUUGAUAUUAUGUGGUAAUACCCUUCUGAACAUAUGUGUUGUCUUUCUUAUUCAAAUACUUUUAUAAUAUGUGCACUAUUGAAAUGUCAUUUGCUCAAGUAUUUUUGAAAGAAAUAUUAAAAACCUGAUGAUUAUUGGGAGGGCAGAGUCAAACAGCUUUUGAGCAGGGUCCUAAGGACCACGGGAAAUGUGUUUGGCAAAGAAUACACAAAAUGCCCCUUUGUUACCCAUGAGUUUUUAAAAAUCAGUUUAAUAUUUACUUUCACAUCUUUUAUGUAAGCUGAGUGUUUCACCCCCGAGAUGAAGCUCAGUUAAGAAACGGACAAAAGUCACCUGGGCCAUAGGUGAAAUGUAAGCACCUCUACCAACUACCAUCCCAGCUGAAAAUGACUCAUUAACACUAUACAGCAGCAGAGUCGAUGGGGGAUUCCUUAGUGGUGAUUCUGGGAGGGAAGGUACAGGUUAAAAACUAAGUUUUGAAAGAUUUUAAACCAAAUGAAAAAUGAGGUCCAAAGAAUAUCUAGUGUUCUAUUUGAUGGUUUGGGGGAGGAGGAGUUUAGGAGCUAUGAGAGGCUAUUAGAUCAGAUUUUCUAUGUUUGGGGGUUUGGGGGAGAGGGAGCAAAGCUUGGUUUGCUUGAUAAUUUUACAAAAGCUAUUUGGUUUUGGCUGUGGGUUUAGAAAAGCAAGGGACUUCAUUCCAAUUGGGGAGAUUCUGUGUAAGUCCCUGAUAAAAUAAGCAAAACUGAUGAAUAACAUGAUGAGAGUACAAGAAAGAUUAGGAUUCACUCAAAAGAAAGUUAUUUCCUCAACCACCACCAUUUUUUUCCAGUAAUGGUUACAGCUGUUUGUAUUAGAUUGCUAAUGUAUAAAGUCAGUUUCACUAUCCAAUGUAAACUCUGAAGUAGCAAAAUCUCCUAUGGAGUCUUACCUUAUAACUUCUGAUUCUGGGUUAAUCAGUCCCAACUUAUCUUCCCUUGUCAGGUUUCUCAUAUAAAAGAUGCACUUAAAGUAAUAAAAGCCAGUAAUAAACUGUAAAGAUUUUUAAAAAUAUAUUCUUUUGUAAACUGA